Molecule: messenger RNA, 1479 nt
Organism: Adineta ricciae
Lineage: Eukaryota; Metazoa; Rotifera; Eurotatoria; Adinetida; Adinetidae
Source: the annotation of a GenBank genome assembly
AUGGCUAUGAAUACAAUUGAGAAACAGAACUGUGAAUCCAAAGACGUUGUCAUCAUUGGUAAUGGACCAUCUGCUAUUGUUCUUUCGUACCUUCUUUCUGGCCAUGUGCCAUAUUGGAAUGGUUGUCCAGUGUCGAAUGAUUACUUGAAUAUUAAACUGGAACAACAUGUCAAGGACAAUUCUCUCUUCGAACAAGAUCUGGAGUUUCUAUCCGAUGGUUUAGAAGGUCGUUCACGAAAUCCUGUUUCGUUACUAAUUGAUCAUCUGACACAUCCUGAUGCUGAUCUUGGCGCACAUUUACAAUCGAAACUCAAAUGGCGCCAUGACCCGUCGUCAGCCAUCAAUCACGUUUGCCUAGGCCGUGGUGGAAUCGGUGGUGUCUGGAAUAAUUUAACGUCGAAACAGUUACAAACUGUCAGCAUGGCUCAUUGGAUGGAGUUGCCCAACUAUUCAAUGAGUACAUUUCGACAACAACGUCGAGCACAUCGACUGCGUUUAGCAGCACAAAACGAACAGUCGUCAGCUAUCGAGGAUAAUAUGCCCUUGAGAGCGACAUAUGAAGAAGUUCGCUCGUAUUACAUUCACUACGUGAAACGAAAUCGUUUAACGAAUCAUUUUCGAAACGGUUGUGAAGUGACAUCGAUCGAACGUGUUUCGCUCGGUGAGCCGAUCUUCGAUGAUGUCAACGAAGAAAUUCGCACAUCAGAACCACUAUGGGAAAUACGAGGUUAUGAAGAAAAGACGAGAAGUCCAUUUAUAAUCCAUGCCAAAUACGUCGUUUUAGCAACUGGCAUUCCGCAAGAAAAAACCAUUCCUCUGGGAUUCAUGGGAGAACAAAUAAGUCAAUCAUUUACUUAUACAUGUUUAUCUGAUAUUGAAGAUCUUAUCAUUAAUAAAAAAUAUUUAACUAAAACUCAUAAACCAUUGCUUGUCAUUGGGUGUGGACUAACUGCUCUUGAUGUAAUUCUUCUUUGUCAACAAUAUUCUAUACCUGUUCUGCAUGUUUUUCGUCGUGCAAUUGAUGAUCAUGAACUCGUCUUUAACCAAUUAUCUCCUUCUCUCUAUCCCGAAUACGAACUUAUUAAAGAUAUGGCUAAAUUAUCUUCAUCAUCACCCUCCGAUUGGUCCUAUCAAUGCUUGGCACAAAGUGAAGUUGUUUCCAUAACGGAAGAUGGUACUGUACAUAUUCGUAAUGUUCGAACACAUUCGACUAGUGAAUACGAAGUCUCGUUUGUCGCGAGACUCACAGGUGCUGAAGUCACAACUCCGUUUCUUCAACGAACAUCGACAAAGACGAAAACCGCUCUGCAAAUCAAUCCGUAUACAUACGAAUGCAUCGACUUUGAACACAUGUAUGCAUUAGGUCCGCUUGCCGGCGAUAAACUUGUUCGAUUUCUACAAGGUGGGGCAUUCGCAUGUGCAACAAGUUUAUUUAAAAUCUUUCGACAAACAUCACCGAAGACAACAUAUCGGACGUGA